GCAUACUAAUAACUACAAAAUGGAGUAAAAUAAAAAAGAAGAAUUUGUCAAAUUUGAUAGAAAAAUGGAGUUGUUUCGCACAAAUGAUUUUUAUAUAUUCGUUAAGGGUGAAUAUUCUCUUUGGUGGGAUCGUCAUACAGGUGCUUUUAUUCCAAAAACAGGAUGGGAUUUAACUGACGCUGACGAUCCCGUAUGUCUAGGAAUAUGUGACGGAAUUAUAGGUACAGUAGAACACUGUCCUUUAUUCGAUACACGAUUAUUACUUAUAAAAGAAAGUCUUCCAGUAGGAAAAUUACACGGGAAUAAUACGGUUUUUAAAAUAAAAACUGUCGUUUUUUUACCUUUAAGUACGGAAAACGUCGAUAUUAAUCUUUUACCUUGUCCCAAACAUAAAACUAUUGAGCCUAAACAAAAUUUAUUAUUCGAUAUACAAAAAAAUAGCGCGUUUACAAAAACUUGGGGUACUUUAAAAAAUGCUGGUAAUACUUUGAAAUAUACGACGCAACAAGCGGCGGCUUUAGCCACGUCGGGUAUACAAAAGAAUUUUAAGGAAAAAGAGAGAUUUGAAAAACAGAUUAUCGACGAAUUUUAUAAAAUAUUUAACGAUACUAAUUCGUUUUAUUACUCUCGCACGACGGAUAUUACUAAUUCGUUACAGAGGUUAUGUAAUUUGGAAAAACAAAGUAAUAAUUCGGGAUCCACGUGGAAAAAUGUCGAUAAAAGGUUUUUCUGGAACGAUUAUAUGUUGAAAGACUUCAUACAACCCGAGAAUCCUUUAUUUGAUCCUUGGAUAUUACCAAUUAUCCAAGGAUAUAUUCAAAUAGAGGACUGUAAGGUACAAAUGGAUAGGGAUUUAGUUGAAACAAAAGAAAAUCGUUACGAUACGUUUACUUUAUGUAUUAUAUCGAGACGGAGUAAAUACAGGGCCGGCACAAGAUAUAAACGUAGGGGAGUCGACGACGACGGCGAAGUAGCAAAUUACGUCGAAACCGAACAAAUAAUUUCUUAUCAAACUCACGAGGUGUCGUUUGUUCAAGUUAGAGGCUCCGUACCUAUUUAUUGGUCCCAAUUGGGGUACAAAUAUCGACCGCCGCCUCGGAUCGAUAAAGGGGAAGCCGAUACUCGUAUAGCCUUCGAGAAGCAUUUCACGAAGGAAAUUCACGCUUACGGCCCGAUUUGCGUCGUUAAUUUGAUCGAUCAAAUUGGCAAAGAAAAAGUUAUUUUCGACGCUUAUUCUAAUCACGUGUUUAACUACAACAGUCCUUUCGUUACGUACGCCACGUUCGAUUUCCACGAGUAUUGUAGGGGGAUGCAUUUCGAAAACGUUUCGAUACUCAUAAACGCCCUCGGUGAUAUUUUACGCGACAUGAAUUAUUGUUGGAGGGAUAGUCAAGGUCAUAUUUGUUCGCAAAACGGCGUCUUCAGGGUGAAUUGCAUCGAUUGUUUGGAUAGAACUAACGUUGUUCAGACGGCGAUCGGUAAGGCAGUAAUGGAAAUCCAGUUCUGCAAAUUGGGUUUAAUAUCGCCCGAAGGUGUUAUUCCGAAUAGCAUCAAGAAUACAUUUCAAUUGUUAUGGGCGAAUAACGGUGACACCAUAAGCAAACAAUACGCCGGAACGAACGCGUUAAAGGGGGAUUAUACCAGGACGGGAGAAAGGAAAUUUACGGGAAUUAUGAAGGACGGAAUGAAUUCCGCUAACAGAUAUUACAAAAACCACUUCAAAGACACUGUACGUCAAUAUUGUUUAGAUCUAAUGCGAGGCGUCGAAUUGAAAGAAGUUGAAAUUCAAGAUUUUUGGUUUAAUUUACGUAAAAUUGGUGGUAUUGCUAACGAGAUCCUGCCGAACGAAACGCCUUCGGUUGCACCCCAUUUAGCGCUUCAACCGGAAUUCGAAUUAGCUAAUGCCCUCUAUCAUAUAUUUAGAUAUUAUCUCAGUAGAUUUAAGGAUACAACCAGACAAGCUACAAUAGAUUUAAUGUUAGGUAAUUACGUACCGGAAGACAUAUUCAAUGAAACCAAAGCAUCCCAAUACGAAGAAGACAAUUUCAUUACAGCCGAACACGUAAAACUUCUCAUAGAAGAUUGUAAGAAGAUGUUGAUAAAUCAACCGGAAGAGGUAGUCGGCGCUUGGGGCCUAAUAAAUGCCGAUCCUUUCACCGGCGAUCCCAACGAAACCGAAAUGGACUCCAUAUUGAUACUAACUCGCGAUUAUUAUUUCGUUGCCGAUUACGACGAUCAAGUCGAUAAAGUUACCAAUUAUCAGAAGGUGUUGUUGAGAGAUGUGGUUUUAUUGGAAUUCGGUAUGGCCGAAUCGAAUGUUUCUUUAUUUAAAUCUUCAAAACACAGAUAUUGCAUCAGGAUAAAUUAUAAGGUGCAAGGUGGUAGCGGGUAUUAUCACAUGUUUAGAUCGACGAGUUUUAGAUUUUUCAAUAAUAUGGCCGUUGUUAUUAAAAAUUUGGAAGAGGAAAUCGAAUCCUUGAAGUCGAUUUGCGAAGGAUUCCUUGUGGCGAUGGAAAUUUGCGGAUUACCCCCAAUUCCAUUCGUUCAAGGGCAAGCGUUGGAUAGACGAAAAUCGAAAGUUAUUAGCAGCGGUAGGUCUUAUACUAACAUCUACUUAGAUAUAACUUUACCACAAAUGACUCGAAAUGUUUCCGAAAGUCAAUUGUUAUCUUUAAAGAACGUCGGAUCCAAGGCGAUAUCUAACGUCACCCAACAAUUUUCCAAAUUCAAUAAAAUCAGCAACAGUUUCAAAACGAGCAAAUUCAAACCGAAACCGAAAUUCGUCGUCGGGCAAAAGCCGAAAAACGAAACUUCCAGUGAUUCGGACGAAGAAUACGAAACUUCCAUCUUCCAACCAGACAUACAAACUGGUAUUUUACCUUACGCCGUAGAUUCAUCUACAAACAGGAGUAUCGAACAAGGUUUGGAAAUGACCGAAGAUAUAAUCGAUUUACCUCAAAAAGUUGAUACGUUUUUACCGAGCGUAGGAAUAGUCAUGGGCAAAAAAACCGAUCCGACGAACUUGUUGGAACAACGACGAAAUUUAUUGAGUCGAGCGGAUUCCUCCCAUAUGGACGAUAUACAAUUAUCUAGUAUAAUGCAGAGCGUUUCCAUCAGUUCCGGUUUGAAUCCGACGCCGGAAAUUCGAAUUAAUUCAGAAAAUACGUCCGAAUAUUGUAACAAAAAUUCCAAUUUGGAUAAAAAGCUCAGUAAAUCGUCUUUGGAAUUUAAUGACAUCAAAGACAAGGUAGAGUACAAGCAGAUCGAUAGAUCCACAUCGGAUUACGAUGUUCAAUUGAACAUAACGCAGUCCCAGAGUGAAUCAGCCCUAAAGAAAUUGAACGUGACUUCUCUAGAGACCACCAAAGAUCUGGUAUUAUCGCCGUUGAGUAAAUUGGCUAAGGGCGUUCAAAACAUCGGAGCAAAUUUUGAUCCUCGAAAAUUCAGCGGGCAAGUUCGGCACGUUUCCGAAAAGGAAAUGGAGGAGCAUAAGAAGUUGCAACAACGUUGGCAGAAUAGUAAAACUAGAUUGAUAGCGCUUUAGAUCGAUUGUCAUCACUUUUUAAAAAAAUUUUUUUUUCAAUACUCUAGAUCAGUAUUAUUUGAAAUUUUCUAUUUCCGUGAUGGCAAUUUCGUAGAUUGGGUCGAAUUCUCAAAAAAAAAAAAUAGUGAUAUUCAAAUAUUAUUAUAUAUUACGUACUUAAUUUUUUUUUUUUAUUAAUUUUUGCGAAAAAUUAGAAGUAAAAUACUGGAAAAAAGUAAAAUGUGUCCCCCGAGGACCAAAAAAUGUUGUAAUCACUCGGUAUAUUUCAAAAAAUACGAAAACGUAAUAUUUAUUACUCCUUUUGGGACAUUCUGUAGUUUCUUAGUUAGUUCAUUGACUUAUUAUGCUUUAUUAUGUUAUUUGAUGUUCUUUAAAUCUUUUAGUCGCUGUGCUCGUAGUUUGUCCUAUAUAUACAAACGUCUUAGAUGAAGUUUGACAUAAAUUUUUCUAAAAAUUUGAACUUUUUCUUGUAUUUUUCUUCUAAAUUUCAUUGGAUUCUGUGAUUUAUUGUUGAAUUAAUCGUAAAUUUACAUUGAAAAAAUGAUUCCGACUUUACAAGAAAUUUAUUUAUAGCUUGAAUUGAAUUUUUAAAUAUUUAUUGAAUUAGUUGAAUUUUUUAAAUGAAUUUGUUUAAAUGAAUAUAGCAGUUACCAGUGUAAGUGAUACAAUAUUAGUAAAAAAUCAUUUGCUUAUAAAGCAUACAUCUAGUUCGAUGAAACGGCCGAAUACAAAAUUAACUUUCAUCAUUCUAUUGGAAAAUACGUUCAACUUCUGAGAUAUCCCAUUGACUGCGCCAAUUUGGAGUUAUCCUAUUGACUGCGCCAUAUCGUGAAAAUCCUAUUGGCUGCGCCAAUUUGGAGUUAUCCUAUUGACUGCGCCAUAUCGUAAAAAGCCUGUUGACUGCCCUAUAUCGAAAAAUUUCCAUUGAUUUAGUCUUGACUAAUUUAUUCUAUGUAAUGCGUCAUGUCGACAAGAUCCUAAUGACUGCGCCAUAAAAAGACUGCUUUAUGAUCAUUUUAUCAUACCGAUUCCUCAACUCGAAAAUAUCCCGUAGGCUGCGCCACAUCAAAUAUAUAUCAUUUACUCCGCUCAAUCUGAAAUAUCCUAUUGACUGCGCCAUUUAAAAUUUAUCCCAUUGACUGCGCCAAAAUUAUAUUUAUCCUGUUGACUGCGCCGUUUAAUGUUGUCUUAUUAACUGCUUUGGCUUGAUGAUGGAGUUGUUUGUUAGGAACGUGUUUUUUAAUAUAGAAUUUUAUGAAAAAUAGGGAACAAAAGUACGACUGAAAAAUGUAGAACUUCCAUUUUUGGGUAUUUAGCUGUUUCAUGGUCGUUUCGACUUUUGCUUUAUUGAUUUUUUAGUGUUUUAGCUAAAAAUUAGGACUAGAUAAUAUGGUUCAAUCUCAUAAUGGAUUUUUAGCCGCGGCGUGGUUUUUUAAUACAAAUAUAUUUCAAUGAAUAUUUUUGAAAAUUUAAAUUCAACAAAUAUAUCAAAAUUUACGAUUUUUUACAUAUUUAUCAAAUUUGUUUCUAAAAAACCCGGUAUACAUUAUUAAUAUUUCGAAUUUCAUCAAAAUAUUCAUUGAAAUUUGAGGUUAUUAGAAAAUUAGUGAAGAAAAAUGUAACGCGUCAAUUAUUAAGAUACACAAUAAAGCAAAAUGCAAUUGAAA
Diorhabda carinulata is the source of this 5211-nucleotide messenger RNA. It is a transcript of the gene sp3, whose product is annotated as phosphatidylinositide phosphatase SAC2. The transcript is spliced from 16 exons. Gene Ontology annotation, molecular function: phosphatidylinositol-4-phosphate phosphatase activity. Bases 65 to 3544 code for a protein of 1159 amino acids. Gene Ontology annotation, biological process: phosphatidylinositol dephosphorylation; regulation of endocytic recycling. Gene Ontology annotation, cellular component: clathrin-coated endocytic vesicle; early endosome. The record is from RefSeq and is a predicted model, not a curated record. Lineage: Eukaryota; Metazoa; Arthropoda; Insecta; Coleoptera; Chrysomelidae.